AUGGGGCUCCAGGCUGGGACACGCUGGCUCCACAGGGAGCUUGUCCUCCUGCCCACGGUGGUGGCCAUGCUUCUCCUCUCUGCAAGUGCUGGCCCAGCAGUGCCCACUGCCAGCCCCCGGAGUGCAUUCCCCGCAGACUGCAGCCGGCUCCGCAAGACGAGUCCCAGCGGGGUCUAUGUCAUCCAGCCGGCCCGGUCACCCCCCCGCGUGGUCUGGUGUGACAUGGACACCGAGGGCAAGGGCUGGACUGUCGUCCAGAGAAACUCUCACGACACCGAGCUCACCUGGAAACAGUCCUGGACCACCUACAAGUACGGCUUCGGGAACGUGCAGGCUGACCACUGGUUUGGCACCGAGUACCUGCACCUCCUGACCCAGCAGGGCACCUACAAGGCCCGCUUCGUCGUGAGGAACAAAGCCAACGUCACCCACUACGCCGAGUAUGACAUCUUCAGGGUGGAGAGUGGCAGCGGGUACCCCCUGAGGCUGGGACGGUUUUCUGGGGAUGGGGAUGACUAUCUGACCGGCUACUACCCCAAGAAGGGGGGCAUACACGACAACAUGAAGUUCAGCACUACCGACAAGGACCAGGACCAGUACAGCGGGAACUGUGCCAGCAGCUACGGGGGCUGGUGGUACGACCGGUGCCACAACGUCCUGCUCAAUGUCAAAAACAACAUCCUCUGGCCGGGAUUCUGUGAUAAAGGUGACUGCGCAUCCUCUCUCAUCCUGGUCAAACCCACAGACGUGUGCUGACCCUGCUGCAGCCCGCGGGCUCCCAGCAGUUGCUGGCAGUGCCACCCUUCCCAGCUCAGCGCCCCAUUCCCC
Messenger RNA from Calypte anna (Anna's hummingbird), 828 nucleotides. RefSeq names its product fibrinogen-like protein 1-like protein. The record is from RefSeq and is a predicted model, not a curated record. Lineage: Eukaryota; Metazoa; Chordata; Aves; Apodiformes; Trochilidae.